Molecule: messenger RNA, 1556 nt
Organism: Phymastichus coffea
Lineage: Eukaryota; Metazoa; Arthropoda; Insecta; Hymenoptera; Eulophidae
Product: glyoxylate reductase/hydroxypyruvate reductase-like
Exons: 6
Coding region: 511-1533 (340 amino acids)
Cellular component (GO): cytosol
Molecular function (GO): glyoxylate reductase (NADPH) activity; hydroxypyruvate reductase (NADH) activity; NAD binding
Source: RefSeq, a predicted model, not a curated record
AACCUUUCUUCAACCUUGACUAUAGAGUUGCGUUACAUUUUUAUAAAAAUGCCAAGAGUCAAGAACUUCACGUAUUCUAUUAUCUAAUUAGAAACUUGUAAAUUUUACUAUGGUCUACAUAAAAUAGUAUAGUAAGAGGGAUUGCGCUUGCGCAUAAGAUUCGCUUAUAUAAGAGUCCGCUGUCAUUUGGCACGCACAUGUACACGUUAGUAUAUAUAGCGAAUUGAUUGGAAACAAGUGUUAGGUACAUGUAUAUAGAUUUUUACGCUAUUUGGUUAAAAUCUCGUAUAAAUGGUAGAUUUAUUUUUUUCUGCUUUUUAGUUUACUCAGUUGUGAUGCUUAUAUUUUUACCACUUCAAAUAAUAAAUAUAUAUUAUUCGUUUAAUUUAUAAGAAAACAAUAGUAGAGUUAUUUUUAUAAUCGUUUCUCGUACACUUGAUUCGUUUAUGUUUAAAGUAAGUUAUUAGAGUUCCUGAUUUGAAUACUUACAUAAGCUCAAGGAUAUUUAAUAUGUGCAGUAUCCUAAUUAUACGGCAUAGUAAUACAAAAAUUGCCAAUAUAGUUACAAUGGCGUCAGCUGGCGCGAGACCGCGAGUGCUGGUGGUUCACAACGACACACCUCAGUCUGCUUUAGAUUUAUUAAAGACAAAAUGUGAUGUUACACUUAUGAGAAGUAAUUGGCCCACGACGAAUGAAAUAUUAAAAGUAAUUCCUGAACAUGAUGCUCUUUUUGGAGUGGUUCCUAUUGAUGCCAAAUUUCUAGAUGCUGCGGGAAAUCGAUUGAAAAUAAUUUCAACUCCAACUGCCGGUUUUGAUCAUUUGCACGUCGCUGAAAUUAAAAAGCGAGGUAUUAAAAUUGGACAUACUCCGAAAAUUCUGUCGGCAGCAGUGGCUGAAACUGCAGUAUUCUUAUUGUUAGGUGCAGCUAGACGCGCUCACGAAGGACGUUUGCAACUUGAACAAGGAAAGACUGGAUCUGGAUUUUCUUGGCUGUUAGGUCACGAUUUGCGAAACAAAACUGUAGGAAUUGUCGGACUAGGUAACAUUGGCGUUGAAAUUCUUAAAAGGUUGAAGCCUUUCGAGAUAAAAAAGUUCGUUUAUACUGGCCAUUCACGAAAACAGAUUGGAGAUGAACUUGGUGCUGAAUUUGUAUCUUUGGAUGACCUCCUUAAACAGAGUGAUUUCGUUAUCGACAGCGUACCUCUGAAUUCAGAAACAGAAGAAAUGUUUGAUGAUGAUGCUUUUAAAAAAAUGAAAAAGACUGCUGUUUUUGUAAACAUCGGUCGAGGCAAGACCGUUCAUACGGAUGCUUUGGUCAGAGCUUUGAAAAACGCAACGAUUUUCGCUGCUGGACUUGAUGUUACUGAACCAGAACCAUUACCAGUGGAUCAUGAACUACUGCAGCUCCCGAACGUAGUAAUCGUCCCUCACAUGGGUACACAAACCAUUGAGACAGAAAAUGACAUGGCCAUAGCAGCUGUUCAAAAUAUACUCUAUAGUUUUGAUGGCAAGCCUUUGCUUUAUGAAAUCUGAUUAUUUGGCAUAGAGAAUAUUCC